Linum tenue is the source of this 2180-nucleotide messenger RNA. NCBI's taxonomy places the organism in Eukaryota, Viridiplantae, Streptophyta, Magnoliopsida, Malpighiales, Linaceae. The record is from the annotation of a GenBank genome assembly.
AUUCUAACCGUCUGAGUGCCUCUGCCGCUGCCCUGCAUCUGUAAAAGCUCUGAACUCUUUGGCUUCGAGAUCCAACUACUCCUUUGCUGUUGUCAAGCCUUCCCCAGCAUAAAAAAGGCGACUUUGCUGCAGAGUUCGCCGAGUUCUUAUAUGUAUAUUGAUCUGAGAUCCUAAUCUCUUAGACGUCUCUGCCGCUUCCCCGCAUCUGAACUCUUUUUGAGUUCUCGCUUUGGCUCUCGGAUCCGUACUACUCUGUUUUUUCUUAUCGGUGUUCUUCCCAGACCCACCCAGAUAAAGGCGCCUUGAGUUAAGUAAAUAAGAGGCGAUUAAGGUGGAGAUCUCCCUAAUAUUUGAAGAGAUACGAACAAGUUUCCAGGAAUGAAAACUCUGCAAUCUGAAUCCAUCUUUCCUAGGAUAUAGAGGAAGAUACUUAUGCUAUCAGUCAUCGUUUUGCAGCGGAGACAGCAGAGAAGAAAAGACAGAUCCAGCCAGGCGCCCACCUUAUAACUAUGUCGUCCAGUUCUAGUUUUGCAGAUCAGAGGGGAGAAGAAAAUAAAGGAGCUGACCCUGCAACCGUCGCCGCUGAAGGCUCUGUUUUAACUGGACACGAGAAAGAAGAACUAUGGGAAGGAGGUGAUAGUAAUAGUUGUAGUUUGGACCGUAUUAAUGGAUUCCCUGACGAAAUCCUCGUCAACGUUCUAUCCUCCUUGACCCUCAAGGAGGCAGCUAGAACUUCAGUCCUCUCAAAUAGGUGGAAAGAUUUGUGGAAAUCCGCGGUAACAGUUAUGGACUUUGAGCACUUGACGAAGUUGAAUCAAAUUCUGGACAGACACGCGGCUCCCAAAAAACAAAUUCGAAGGUGGCAGAAGGAGCACAGGCGUUGGUUCAUUGAUUGGGUGAAUGGGGUUUUGACGCAGCUGCAGCAGCAGAACCAUCGUGGCUCGAAAUUGAGCAAGUUCCGAAUAUGUUUCACCUUGAACAAAAGGUGCAAUUCUGAAGGGGAUAUUGAUCGAUGGCUGGAGUUUGCAAUAUCGAGGGAAGUUGAGCAUCUUGAGCUGUCCUUGAAUAUGAUGCGUUUGUGGGGAGAGUGGGAUUAUGAUUCUUAUCCCUUCUCGCAAGGUUGCUUCAAUCACAUCAAAACUCCAACAGGGUUGUCCAAUAUUAAGUCUCUAAGAUCCUUACGUUUGAGUUAUGUUGCUGUCAAGGGCGAGGUGCUCCAACACUUCAUCUCUAAUUGUCCCUUCCUUGAAGUGUUGGAUGUGGAACAGUCAAGAUUGCUAAAGGCGCUCAAGGUCGUGGGUUCAUCAACAUCUCCACUUCCGUUAAAGCAUUUGGAAGUGAAAGGCUGUCUCUUUCUAAGGUCGGUAGAGAUUGAACACGCUCCCCAUCUCUCACACUUGAUUCAUGAAGGCAGGGUUGCGGAAUUGCGUGUUGACAAUUGUCCCCGUCUCGUGGAUGUGACCAUUUUUUUCGACGACUGGCAUCCUUCCAAAAUUCCAUUCCUUUCUAGCUAUGCCGGUCAAUUGGAGUCCCUGACGCUGGAGACGAGCCAGCGUGCUAUCAAGUUUCUGGAUGUGCCUGAACUCCCUCGCCUUAAGUCGCUGACACUAAGAACUGAUGCAUUAAGCUGUGAUAGUAUACUUGGCUUGAUUCCUGUGAUCAACGCAUGCCCUAGUUUGCAGAAACUGACGGUGAAGCUGCUGCUCUAUUCACGCGAUUCCAGCAACCACUCAGGUCUGUACGAUCAGCAAGGUGGGAUAGCACAUUGCGAAGGCAUCAAAGUGGUAGAGGUUGUUGGGUUUUCAGGCUAUCAUGUCGACUGCGAAUUUGUUGAUUAUGUGUUGGAGCAUUUCGUGGGGUUGGAGAGGAUGGUGAUUGAUAGAGGUUUGACCACUCCCUUUAGGGGCGAGUUAAAGAACAAUUGCAGCAAGAAACAAGCCAAGAAAGCCAGGAAGCUUGCGUUGAAGUACAAAUCCAAAGCAUCUGCGUCACUUGAAUUUCUUGUAAUUUAGUUGUUUCGUUAUUCGUGUGUGCAUGCCGCCAUUCAAAGGGAUAAACUAGCAGACUGUAUCAUUUUUUACUAACCUAUUAUUCUUCGUCUCUGCCAAAAUGUAUUUGCCCUACACAUUAACUUGGGAUUUCAUAAAAGGAGUAUGUAUAAUGCAAUAUGCACAUAAGAA